This is a messenger RNA of Phoenix dactylifera (date palm), 960 nucleotides long. The record is from RefSeq and is a predicted model, not a curated record. Lineage: Eukaryota; Viridiplantae; Streptophyta; Magnoliopsida; Arecales; Arecaceae.
UCUCGAAAGGCGACCGGAGGUUGAGGCUGGUGAUAGCGAGCCCGUCCGACUCUCUGGAGACAGCCAUAUACGCGGCCCAGGGUCACCUGAGGUAACAGCACUCCCAUGGGGGGUGGGGUGGGGGCGCCUGGAUAUAUGAAGGGGCCAACAUCCCUAGCUACUCGGUCUCCCUCACUCUCUCAAGCCUCCUACUGCAAAGAGGAGGAGGAGCACCGUGAACUAAAAUCCAGCAGCGUCGCUUCUCCCUCAUCUUCUUCUAGUAAUGAUGGGUAACAGCACCAACAUGGUGUGGAGCACCGUCAACUUCUGGACUACGCAGAUAAUUGGUGAUACAGAGAGGCCAAAGGACAUGGACACUUCGAAUUCUCGACGGCUCUGUCGUUUGCUUCUCAGUAUAGUUGCUAUUAUUGGAUUGGCAGCCAUUUUGACAAUCUCUCUUUUGAACCAGCCACCAAAGAGAUCUCAAAGGGUGUGGUUGAAGAAAGGGGAUUCAAAUAACGUGUCUCGAUUCUUCGAUCGCAUGGCUUUGCAGUUGAAUUCUAUAGAGUGGCAGUGCCCCUGCAAAGCAAUGGAUGUGGUCGAUUACGUUGUGGCCAUGAGCUUCAAUUGGACAGACUACUUCAUGCUGUGUGCUCCAAGCUAGUGCGAAUACCUCGAGGCCAAUACUGCCAAGUGGGUUCUCUUUGCUGCUGUUGCUCAGGUUGGUGGCUUUGUUUCAGCCAUGUUGUUCGCUCUGCGCACUGUGUGUUGGCCAUUGUUCUGUAUGCUCGUUGGUUGGCCUACUUGUUUCGAGACUUGCCUGAAUAAAAGAGCAAAUGUAAAGAGCCAAGGAAGUGAUGAGCAUGGAGACAUUCUAAUGGUUAAUUGCAAGGAGAGUGAGAGUUACUCAUGCUGAAACCUUGGGAAUUCUUGUGCUCUAAAAUUAUAUAGCCGCUAUAAAAUGAUUGAGAAGUUUGCGCU